AUGAACACAACUGACGGUUCUAGAAACUUCGACCUACCCCAUUCUCCCAAGUUGACUCCCAAGAACAACGGACUCAGUCUCUACUCAACCAACAACUCCAGCUCGACUUCUGUCCAUUCCACAAACCCACAGUCUCCUAUGAUAGCAUCUGACGAGUACUUUCCCAACCUCACGCCGGUCCAGACUCAGCAGAGUGACCAGUUCACCGAGUACAACCCCGGCACCCUGGACGUCACACAGCAGCAGCAUUACAACAUGAACAUGGAUAACAACAUGGCCAUGGACCCUCAGAUGGAUUACUCCUACCUGAUGAAGCCCCAAUACCCUUACCCAUGCAACCAAGAUAUGCUGCCUCUCAACGACAACAACUUUGCACAGACUCUUGCUCCUGCAGAUUCGCUUCUCAAGAAGAACAACAGCUCCACUCCCUGGGACUACCUGAACGCAAACUUCUACGCCGGUCAGCCCGAGGAUCAGGGUCUGGAGUUCUUCAUCAACAACGAGCAGCCCCAGCAGUUUGUUCCCUACACCAAUGAGAUUGACCUCAAUUACGACGCUGCUCCCGAGGUGGAGGACGACGACGACGAUGAGAUGUGUGACGAAUUUGACGAUUUGCAUGAGUACAUGGAGAACGAGGAUAUGGAUCUGGAUAUCGACCUCGACCAGUUCGAGGCUCCUCCUCUCGAGUACGAUACUCCCACUCUCCACACCCAGCAUACUCCCUACCAGCAUCAGCCACCUGUUCUCGAGCAGCAGCAGCAGCAUCUUCAGCAGCAGCCUCUUGAGCAGAUGGACCUCCAGCACCAGACACAGACACAGCCUCAGCAGCUCGACCAGCCCCAACACGUGCAUAUCGAGCAGCAGCCUGUCUAUCAGCCUGAGCCCCUCGUUGAGGAGCCUGUUAGUCCCGCUGGCACUUCUGGUCCUGCUGACGUCUCGCCUCACAACCCCAACAUUCCAAACUUUUCGUCGUUGUCGCUGGAAGACACUCUGUACGAAUCCAACCCCAGCACAACCUCUCUCGGCAAGGACUCCGACUACUUGUUUGAGCCCUCCUCCAGCAGCACCACAUCUUCGCCUGGCUUCAACGACACGGACUCAGUGUCUACUGUUGAGCCUGUCGCACGAACUCGACGACGAAAGCCGGUGACCGGCCAGUCCGAGGGACGAGUGCAUCUGUGCGAGCAUAUGGAUUCUUCUGGAAGCCCUUGUGGAAAGGUGUUUUCUCGACCCUAUGAUCUGAUUCGACACCAGGAUACCAUUCAUGCUGCUGUUCGAAAGACGUACAAGUGCGAGCACUGUGGAGACGACAGCAAGACCUUUAGCCGAAUGGAUGCUCUGUCUCGACACAUUCGAGUCAAGCACUCCAAGGAGUCCAAGGCAUAA
Molecule: messenger RNA, 1386 nt
Organism: Yarrowia lipolytica CLIB122
Lineage: Eukaryota; Fungi; Ascomycota; Dipodascomycetes; Dipodascales
Source: RefSeq, a predicted model, not a curated record